Molecule: messenger RNA, 771 nt
Organism: Cladophialophora yegresii CBS 114405
Lineage: Eukaryota; Fungi; Ascomycota; Eurotiomycetes; Chaetothyriales; Herpotrichiellaceae
Exons: 2
Coding region: 1-771 (256 amino acids)
Molecular function (GO): protein N-terminal-serine acetyltransferase activity; protein-N-terminal-alanine acetyltransferase activity
Source: RefSeq, a predicted model, not a curated record
AUGGCCGACCAAGGGCACAGUGCGACCAAGCUAGCAGGAGGAAGCCAACAACCGAUCGGGCCUUCUGUAUCGCUUUCGCAGCCAGGGCCACGGCCGUCGAAAGUCACGUUGGCAGGCAAUGCUGUAACGAUAGUACCUUUGGCGGCAGAGCAUGCAGGCGAUCUCUACGACAUCGUCAAGGGGGAAGACAAAGAACAUCUCUUCACGUACCUAUUCGACAACCCAUAUCCGACAUUCUCGGCGUUCAAGGAAGCCGUCAUCACAAAGUCCCAGUCCCAGGACCCGCUGUUCUUCGCCAUUAUUGACAAUACGACCUUCAAACCCGUCGGCUGGGCUAGCUUGAUGCGAAUCGACAACACCCAUCGCGUCGUCGAAGUCGGCAACAUCCUCUUCUCGCCGAGACUGCAGCGCAGCAAAGCCGCCACGGAAGCAAUGUACCUCCUGGCCAAGUACGUGUUUGAAGAGCUCAAGUAUCGGCGGUACGAAUGGAAGUGCGACAAUCUCAACGGGCCUUCGAAGCGAGCGGCGAGCAGGUUCGGAUUCACCUUUGAGGGAGUGUUCCGGAAGCACAUGGUCUACAAGGGACGGAGUCGAGAUACAUGCUGGUUCUCCAUGGUCGAAGAGGACUGGUGGGAGAAAGGUGUUAAGAAAGGCUUUGAAGACUGGUUAGACGACGGGAAUUUUGACAGCCAAGGGAGGCAGAAGAGACGGUUGGAAGAUGUUCGAGGGGAGAUGCAGGGGCGGAGAGGGCCGGUCGUGCUGGAGUUGUAG